CAUGCUCUUGCUUUUGAUUUGCCACAGCUUCUCUGCCCGGGGCAAAAGUUCUUCCAUGAAAACGGGAAGAACCUAUCGUUGGACCGUUAGUUGAAAUGCUGACUGGCAUUCCAUCGUCUGUCGUCUUGUGUUAUGGUCGAACGGAUUCGCCGGACACAUUACUGCCAAUGAAGUUCUGCUUAGUGUGCUCAUCAUUUCUCUCGUGCGUUUAAAAUAUUUACGGGACUGAAGAAAUAGUUUAAGAAAACGUGCUCAGAAUGGUGAUUUUGUUGCUUAUGCUGCUAUGCACGUUCGGUGGCACAGUUCGGGGCAGCAGUUUACCAUCGGAAUCACCGUGGAAGUCGGAAGUGGAACGUGAACUUGCACCGGAUGCACUGCUAGUUCGGUUGGACCGUUUGGUGAACGUUUGUGUGGCUAACUAUGAGGAUCUUACGACCGAUUUACUCCUGGGAAUUGCGAUCGCGAAUGCACAACUGAGGACUAUACUGAAACAACCACUGCAAGAACGGCAGCGUCAGUUUGUAGAAUCGUUGGCCAAAAAGUGUGAUUUUGUUGAAAGCCGCAUCGAGAGUAUCUUCAGCUUUCCGAGCGGUGCUAAUGCCGUUGUUUCGAAACUGUUGAUAGAUUCAGAAUUUUGGCAGUCAAAGGAUGGCAUUGAUGGGGCUGUCCCUAACCGGGUAAGAAGCAAACGAAGCAGACGUCGUCGAAGUCAACUCUUGAUGGAUGAUCCACAAACCUUGAUGGAGAGCUACCUGGAAGCGAUCGAUGCUGGAGGUCCUAGCGAAUUGCAAUCAGAUGAAUGUUUGUCUGAAUUACUGGUGAAUGAGUCGGAAAAUGAGUUCAACACCACCGCCAGCCCAACCAGCAGCAGCGGAACGAGUGCGAAACGGCUCAUCCUUAGCCGUCAAUGUAGUGCCGCUAUGUCGCUACGAAAACGCUCGUACGGUUACCAUCUAACGCAUAAAUUGCUCUUCUACAUCGUGCUCGGGCGGGAACGGUUCGCGAAUGUGGAUCGCAGCUUCGUAGCAGAUGGACAGCGUACCCUUUGCGAGCAGAUACUGCGCGAGUCUGGUCUGAUCGCUGGAUUUGAUUAUCCGGAUCUGUUUCGCGAUCUGUUCAUGGAGCAGGUGUUUCUGUGCGCGUUCAGCGAUGCACCAUUGCCCGAGUUUACUAACCCGGCAUGGUUGGCGGCCAUCGUUAGUUGGCAGAAUGGUGAAGGAUGCUUCAAGUAUUAUGCGGCAGAGGGAGACGGUGUGAUCGGUCCGAACGCACUAACCACACACUGUUCCACACACAUGACCGGUGUCGGUGCGGCCCUGUUGGGGUUGUUUGCAAGGCUUCAGCUGGUACAGUGAGAGGAUCAGCCGGCAUAGCAUAAGACCGCAAGUCUUAUGCACUAAUCUAGUCUACCAUCGAGCCUGUACAUGUCAUCUGUUUGUGCGUGUGUCUAUUUGUCUAUAAAUGAAUAAACUUCUUUAUCCGAAUCAUACUAUUAAUCAGAAUUUCAGAGGGAACUGUAGAGGGAAUUACCGGUUAGGAAGGGACAUCAUUCCUAUGAUUAAUAAACCGCACCCAAGUUAAUCGUAACUCGAUAUGAAUGUAGCAUUAAAGCCACAAAAUUGUCUUUUCUACAUCUG
Messenger RNA from Anopheles funestus (African malaria mosquito), 1637 nucleotides. RefSeq lists its product as uncharacterized. The coding region runs from base 258 to 1355 and encodes 365 amino acids. Lineage: Eukaryota; Metazoa; Arthropoda; Insecta; Diptera; Culicidae. Gene Ontology annotation, cellular component: cytosol; membrane. The transcript is spliced from 5 exons. The record is from RefSeq and is a predicted model, not a curated record.